Molecule: messenger RNA, 3441 nt
Organism: Puntigrus tetrazona (Sumatra barb)
Lineage: Eukaryota; Metazoa; Chordata; Actinopteri; Cypriniformes; Cyprinidae
Gene: stimate
Product: STIM activating enhance
Exons: 8
Coding region: 756-1652 (298 amino acids)
Biological process (GO): activation of store-operated calcium channel activity
Cellular component (GO): cortical endoplasmic reticulum; membrane
Molecular function (GO): calcium channel regulator activity
Source: RefSeq, a predicted model, not a curated record
UCGUCGCAUAAAUGAGUGUAAACGGCACCUGAAUACGUUGGAAAAGGAAGUGCACUGCCUUUACGGAUAACAUUUCUCUUUACCAGAUACGUAUGUGACUAGUUUUGGCGCCGACCUUAUUGAAUAUGAGCGAUUGAGAACAUCAACUCUUUUCUUGAAAGCGGCGGUGGCGGGUUUUUCCUCAGCUGGUUUGCUAGCAGGAGCGCCUGACCGGACUCUCGCUAUGAAACAGCAGUACUACGAAAUCCGCCUCGUAUUAUUUGCCUUUCAAACGCGUUAUAACGGGAAGUGAAAUUAUGAAGACCUUAUUUAGUGACUUAAUUUAACCGUAACCGUGCACCCGCUUUAAUUUAACUGUAAAAGCCACAGUGUUUUAUUCUAGCGGCUAAUUGCACGCGCUGUAUAAUAAUAUAACCGAUAAAUGUCUCCAUGACAACGUGUGUGUUGUAGUAUUGAGAACAUCGACCGCAAACUACCGUUUCACAUCUAUAGCAUGUUUACUCGAUGCUGAAGGAGAUGUUUAUCCAGCACAGCCUGCUGACAGACAUUAGGUAGCUCACAACUGGAUGGCGACGCAUCGAGGUCCAGUAUGAAACACGAUACAUCUGCGCUUCAGUAACCGCGACUGGAGGCUCAUUGGAGAGCCUUCAUUAUGUACCAUAGCUGUGUCAUCGUCCUGUCGAUCAUCUCCACCUCUCGAAACUGAUCUUUUCUGGGUUUUGUGUAAACACUCGUGAACCACAAAGUGUGGCGCAAUGGCGGGUGUUGGGGUCAGCGUGCUGUCGCGGGGUCAGCUGCCGUCUGCAUCCUCUAACUCCUCGCCCACUGAUCCUGGUAACCGGGGCUGCUCAUAUGAGGACUUCGUGGACUCCUUUGGCAUCUUCCUGCAAGGCCUGCUGGGAGUGGUGGCCUUCAGCACCCUUAUGUUGAAACGCUUCAGGGAGCCCAAGCACGAACGGAGGCCAUGGAGAAUCUGGUUUCUGGACACCUCCAAACAGGCCAUAGGGAUGCUGUUCAUUCACUUUGCAAAUGUCUACCUGUCUGCCCUCACAGAGGAGGACCCAUGUUCACUAUACCUGAUCAACUUCCUUUUGGAUGCGACGCUGGGCAUGCUGGUGAUCUACGGCGGCGUGAAGGCCAUUAGUGCUGUAGUUGAAUGGAGACAGUGGGAUUCGCUGCGUUUUGGAGAGUAUGGUGAGCCGGUUCAGUGCAGUGCCUGGGUGGGUCAGUGUGCUCUCUACAUUGUCAUCAUGAUGUUUGAGAAGGUCAUGAUCAUGUUAGUCCUCCUCCUCCCACAGUGGAAGAAGCUGGCUACACUCAACCCCAUUACAAACCCUCAUCUGGAGCUAGCUAUCGUCAUGGUAAUCGUCCCAUUUUUUGUGAAUGCUUUGAUGUUCUGGGUGGUAGAUAACUUCCUAAUGAAGAAGGGCAGAACAAAAGCCAAAUUGGAGGAGAGGGAAGCAGAAGAUGAUCCUCGUGGCAGUAGCAAAGUACGCUAUAGACGAGCACUGUCACAUGAUGACUCUGAAUCAGAAAUUCUGUUCUCUGCAGAUGAUGAAAUGGAAGAUUCAGAUGGUGACGACGAUGUACGAAGACUCACAGGGCUCAAGCCUGUUAAGAAAAAGAAGCAUCGUCUUGGUAUUCCAGUGUGAAUUCAAAUCAAUUUAGACUUGUGGUCUCUCUCAUUCUCAUGACCCCAGCUCAUUUACCUGAACAUGGAGCAGAAAGUGAGGGGCAUGAAGACUAACUCAACCUAUGAUUUGUGGGGGACCCAUGCUCCAGUAGACAUAAGAUAAGCCUCUGGACAUCAUUAGAAUGACUUUUGCUACCCUGUGUCAAAGGGUAGAAAAUAAUAUUGUCCGUCAAUUUUUUUUUUUUUUUUUUUGUGCACAUUCAUAAUUCUGCUUUGUCAUGAUUCUCCAAUGGAUAUACAGCACAUUACAUCUCCUUGCAUCUGUCCAGCCUUUAAACUUAAAGCAAAUCAAAUAACAUACUGGUGUUGUUCCUCUGAAACAAGUACCUUUUAACCAUAUGCAUGAGAUUGAUCGCACUGACAAGACGAACGUUCAGGGUCACUCGAAGUUGGUUCCAUCGUGCGUUUGUGUAGCUGCUGCAGAAAGUUUUGUGCUCGUCAGCUAUGAGGAAAUUGUGCUGAUAAAUGUUACAGAAUAACACUGGUCAGCAGUGUUAUGGGAUGGCAUUACAAUACAGUUGGUACUGUCUGCUUGCAAUGUGUAUUUUUAACCAUUUGGCACAGACGUUCUGAGAAGGUAUGUAAACCCAUGAAUGGCUGUUUCAGACACUGAUUGUGAUGGCUUGUCUAACUGUUUGGCUUUUCAGAGUAUAUCUGCCUCAAUUCAGUGUCGCUGUAUUCUAACAUUAUUUUCCCUGUAUUUAUUUGUCGUUUUUGUUGUUCGUGUGGCCUCUUAAAAAGGACAGUUCACCCAAAAAAUUUUAAUUUAAUCAGUAACUCGCCGUCAUCUUGUUCCGAAUCUGUAUGACUUUAAUUCUUCUGUAGAACAUUAAGAACAAUGAGGUCCAAAAAAUAAAAUCACUGGACCCCACUGACUUACUUUUUAUGGGAGGCCGAAGUGUGACAGAAGAACAAAAGGCAAAAGUUUUUGAAAAACCUGAUUUAGAGUACACACACUUCAUUUUUGGGUGAACCGUCUUUAAACUUUUCCGUUUCCGUUUUGUUAUUCAUUGCAGGAUUAGAUGCUGUGGUACGAAUGCUUCUGUAACUUCUUGCACAGUUUGGUGUUAUGUUGUGGUAUCUUUUUAUGCUGUAUUACCUUCAUGUUUUGUAUGUUUAUAAGCAUUCCCUGUUGCCUCUAUAUACUCAGACACUGUCAAACUCUAAACACUAAACCAGCAGGCCUUUCUUCAACGCUUUCUCAUCUACCCUCCACACUUUUCUGCUCUAUUGAAUAUUUGAUUUUAUUCCAACACUAAAGCACAGAUCCUUGGAGAAUAAUUCAUUCUCUGCAAAAAUUCUCUUUCAGAUUAGUCAAUCUGAAGAUGGAUAUAAUGUAAAGAGGAAGGUGCCUGUAGGUUUAGAGUUGGAGUGAAUGUAAUUGGGAGUACAGGACCAGUUGUUAUCACUUGUAUUGUCAAACUGAUAUUUAAUGGACCAAGUUUGUGGGAGUACUGUUUGCACAUGGUAUGUGUUUGUGUUUUACAGGGAUGAACUGAAACCAGGCCUUCUGGUCAGGCCUGCUGAAUGAACAAGGUUACUGAUAAGGAUUUCGUCUAGGUGGAAAUAUAACUGCCUUUCCCUCUCCGGGUUUGAUCCUGACUAUUAUUACAGAGCAAUCUUGGUGACAGUGGGAGAAUGAAACAAAUUGGAUGUGGAGAGGGGUGUUAAGUACUAAACAAUAUUAGAUAAUUACUGACGAUUUAUGAACUUACGUAUGCUUUUUUCAAUAAACAGUGCAAAAAUUA